This is a messenger RNA of Gallus gallus (chicken), 2609 nucleotides long. RefSeq lists its product as uncharacterized. The coding region runs from base 781 to 2538 and encodes 585 amino acids. Lineage: Eukaryota; Metazoa; Chordata; Aves; Galliformes; Phasianidae. The transcript has 3 exons. The record is from RefSeq and is a predicted model, not a curated record.
GGGCCCUUCUCUGCAAGGAAGGAAGACACUGAGGUGCAGGAGCGUGUCCAGAGAAGGGCAGUGAAGCUGGUGAAGGCUGUGGAGCACAAGUCUUCUGGGAAGCGGCUGAGGGAACUGGGCUGUUCAGUCUGGAGGAGGCUCAGGGGAGACCGUAUUGCUUUUCUACAACCACCUGAAGGGAGGUUGUAGCAAGGAGGGGGUUGGCCUCUCCUCCCAGGUGACAGCAACAGGACAAGAAGGAACGGCCUUAAGUUGCACCGAAGGGAGGUGCAGGUUGGGUCUGGGGGAUUUUUUUCUUGGAAAGAAUGGCCAAGCACUGGAACAGUCUGGGCUGGGCGGGGAAGUGGUGGAGUCGCCGUCUCUGGAGGUGUUCAAGAAAUGUGUAGACGUGUCACUUGGGGACACUGGGUGGUGAUGGGGUGACAGCUGGACGGUUGGAUGCAGGGCGACAGAAGAUAUGCAGGCGGAAUCCUUGGGAAACGUAGAGAUCAAAUGGAAGAGAUGAGGUUCUUGGGAAGACAAAUCAGUGGGCUGUGGACCUCAACUGCCUCCGCCUCAGAGCGGCCCUGGUAACAUGACGGCAGCCAGCAAGAUGGCGGCCAGGCGUGUGCAGGCAUGGGGUGGGCAGGAGGAGGCAGAGUGCCCGUGCUCAGGCUCCGCCCCACAGCGUGUCACGGUUCCGAGGGCGGGAGGGCAGCAUUGUGACGGCAGCAUGCUCACGCUGUGAGUUCAGAGGGGUGGUCCCACCUCUGCCAUUGCGGUGGUGACCGGCGUUUAGCGAUGGCUGAGAGCAGCUCUCUCUUUGUCCCUGUAACUCUUGUCCCUCUCCAUGGCCUCAAGGUCCUGGUGGCCGGAGUCUCCCUGCUCACCGUGAUCCGACACCUACGGGCCGGCAGACGACGCUUGCGGUGGAGGAGAUGGUGGCAGCAAGCAGUGGCACCGGAGCCAGGUGCCGAGAGACAGGCGGCCGGGCACUGGAGCCCCUGCAGUGAGGCCGACGAGGAGCUCCAGCAGCUGCUGCUGUCGGGGCUGCCUGGGCACAGGCCUGUGCUGGGCCCUGACUUCAUGCAGGCGGCCUGGAGGAGCCUGGAGGAGCUGGUGGAGCGGAACAGCCUGUCAUGCCACUGCUGCAGCUCCCCUGAGGUCCAGAGCUGUCCCGGAAACGGCAAAGUUGACGCCUCGAACGUGCCCCGCAGAUCUGCGUGGAGAGCUGAAACCCACAAAGCCCUCAAAAUGCACGUGGCCCGGAAAAGCCUGGAAGUGCAACUGGGGGCCCUGCCCGAACGGCUCUUGCUCUCCCAGCAGCAGGCAAGGGGAAGACAAUGCCGCCGCAUCCUGCCCAAGCUCAUCAAGCCAGGGCAGACCCAGCCUCUGCUGCGGCAACGCCUGUCCCCCUUCCUGCAGGCCAAGGGCGACUGCAUUGCAGGCAACAUUCUCCACAAGCAAGAGCUAAGAGAGUGGAAUGAACCCAACCCUACAGAGAAGUCCGUGAACCUGCUGGUGCCGUGCCCCCCCCCUCUUCUGCUUCCCCGGAACGUGGGUCUAACCGGGAAGGUCGUCCAGAGGAAAGCUCAUUUCCAGGGCCAGGCUGAGGCACAGGGGCAUCCCACAAAGAGGCAGCAGUGCCGCCCCAAGGAGUCGGCAAAGAUUCCUUUGCCUCCGAGCCACGCAGCAGCCAAGGAGCAAGAGCGUCCCACGGCUAGCGCAGCGCCUCCUGGCCCGGCCAGCACAUCGCUGCUAAAGGACGCCAGCUGUCAAACGGACUCUGCAGGCCCGCGUGUGGGUGACAUCAAAGCCAGGAGCCAGCGCCGCAGCGCAGCGCUUGCUAUCAUCUCCAAGCUGCAGCUCAGUCAGGCGGCUUUUGGGAAGCUCUCCAUGCACACGGCCAGAAAAUGCCUGGAGGUAAAGCUUCAACGCUUCCCUGCGGUGGUGCGGAGGUCCAUGCAGCAGCAGCGUGGGGCGCCCCUUGCCUGCCCAGCUGGCACCAGAGCACCGAGAUCCCAGACGGUUCGUAGAUACUUCCACAGCCGUCAGGCUCUGUUCCUGAAUGAGGAGCAGCGCGAGUGCCUGGAGCUGCACAUCCGCUCCAUGAAGCUGGAGCGCCUUGGGAACCGCCUCAUCUCAGGCAGUCCAUUGAAGCCAGCAGUGUCCCAGGAGGAAGAAUCUGCCAGCACGUAUGUGACCGCACCAUCCGAGGCAUCUUGGGCUGAGGCAAGCCCCAAAGGCCACAAGCGGCAGCCCCGGAAGGGGAAGAAGUGCCCUAGCAGAGGCAAGAGCACGCGGAGUGCCAAAGUGGCAGGCAGCAGCUUUCCAUCUGCCAGGGUAACAUUCUGUGGGGUGCAAGAGACCACCACCAGCUACCGCACCUCACUGUUAUACAGAGACCCUGACAGUGGACAGUUGUACCCACUGACCGUGGCCGCACCAACUAACAAGAAGGUUUUGAGGAAGAUACGCGUGAUACCCCAAACACCGCGGAUCUCUCCCUCUAAGCCCAUCCAUGUGUUCAUCAGGGAGAGGAAAGGCCAGGCUCGGUAGCGCCGUCUGUCCAAAACAAUCUUUUUUUUUUUCUUUUUUUUUUCUUUUUCCUAAAUAAAUAAGUGUAUCUA